AGGUUUCCUCCGCUGGAGUUUGAAUUUUCCAACGAGAGCAGCAGCGUCCGACCGUGAGUCUGAUAAAAGAAGCGUCGCGCCCAAAUCAGCUUCUGAACCAUGAGCUGGGCGGUGGAGGAGUGGAAGGAUGGACUUCCAGGGAAAGCCCUGCAGAAGAUCCAGGAGAUGGAAGUCCAGCUGGACAAGCUGAAGAAGGAGAGGACACAGAAGCAGUUUCAGGUGGACUCCUUAGAAGCUUCCCUGCAAAAACAGAAACAAAAGGCGGACAGCGAACGCACAGAGACUUCUGCUUUGAAAAGAGAAAACCAGUCUUUAGUGGAGUCGUGUGACUCACUAGAAAAAGCUCGUCAAAAGGCCGUCCAUGACCUCGGAGUCAAAGAGCAGCAGGUGAGCUACCUCGAGGGUCAGCUUAACUCCUGCAGGAAGACCAUCGAGCGACUGGAGCAGGAGCUCAAGAAGUACAAAAAUGAACUGGACCGUUCUCAGUCUGCUGGUUCUUCUUCCCUGUCUUCCUCCUCGUCUGAGCUGCAGCCCUACAAUACUCCACAGAAGAGUUUCCCUACUCCAACACCUGUCCCAGCCUACAGGCAGCAGGAUAACAGAUUAGAAGACCUUCAGGAGAAAUACAACCACGAGGUAGAAGAAAGAAAAAGACUGGAGACUGAACUCAAAGUCUUGCAGGUCAAACUGUUGAGCCAGUCAUCAGUCAGUGUAAGCCACAAAGACAUUGCUGCCCGCCAAGCUGGAUCCUCCAUAUUUCCGUGGCAACAGCAGGAUCAGGCGAAGAGCCGCAUGUCUCAGGAUGCAAUGGAAACGCCUCUGAAGAGGCGAGGGAUGUCCCUGUGGGACACCCUUGAGGAAACACCAAUCAGAUCCAGCCAGAGGACGAGCUCUGCCAAAGUGGUUCAGAGUCCCAGCGGAUCCUCCCAACAAAUGGAGCAGCUAAAGACUCUCAACCAAGAGUUGCAUGGCCGUGUGUCAGAGCUGGAGAGGAAUCUGUCCAAUCAGGAGAAGGAAAUACGCGGCCAAGCUUCUAAGCUGCAGGAACUUCAAAGUCAACUGAACCAGGCCCGCAAAGACCUUACUGAACGAGACAGAGACCUGACCAAGACCAGCCAUGAGCUGAGUCAGGCCACAGACAAACACCAGCAGGCAGUGACCAAGUGUUCAUCAGUUGAGCAGAAGCUGAAACAAGUCACAGAAGAGAUGAACUGUCAAAGGCACAACGCUGAAAGCUGCAAACGAGCCCUGGAGCAGAAACUCAAGGACCAGGAAAGAAACAGUCAAAAGGAACUAGCCCAACUGCAGAGUACCCACCAGGCUUUGGAUCAGCAGCUGAACCAAACCAAGACAAAGCUGAAUCAAGAGAUCCAACAGUCCAAAAAAGACUACAAUGUGCUGCAAGCCGACAUGGAGAAGAUGUGCCUCCAGAAGAGACAGAUGGAGAAGGAAAUGGAGGAGCAGAAACAGAAGUUGCUGAGGUCAGAGCAAAGCCUCCAGGCCACCCAGACCAAAGAGCAGGAGCUCCGCAAGAAAAUGGAGGAGCUGCAGAAGGAAAAGAACAGUGUGACUGUCCAGUUGGACCAGAGCAGCAGGCGUCUUACUCAGCUGGAAGAAGAAAAGAAGAGUUCAGAGCAGAGCCUCAAACGCACACAGGGCCUACUAGACGAUCUCAAAGCAAAAUCAGAUGGACAGACGGAGGAGCAGAAGAGACUUCAGUCUAAACUGGAGCAGCAGACACAGGCUUCAGCACGAGAUCUGGAGAACCUGAAGAAAACACUUUCUGACGCAGAAACCAAAUAUGACAGAUCUCAGAAUGAGCUACAGAAACAGAAGCAGGAGACAGAGAGGCUGAGCAACAGGCUGACAGUCCUAGAGAAGGAGAGCCAGGAGCUGAAAUCUAACCUCACUGUGAGCCAGAAGGAGUGCGCUGAGCUGAAACAAGAACAUCAAGCUCUGCUGGAGUGGAAGACAGAAAAGGAAACAUUAAUUAACACAACUGAAGCUGUGCAAAAGGAACUCAGUGACAAAAUUAACAACUUGGAAGGCAGCCUCCGUGCCCUGAAUGAGGCUAAUGAUGAACUUAAGGAGAAGUUCAUGUGUGUCGAGGGAGAAAAGGCUUGUCUGUCUUCUCACGUCGAUUCCUUGAAGGGAGAACUCCUCAAUAAAUGCACAGAGCUGGAAGAGAGAGAGCAUCAGUACAAGCAGCUUCAGUCUCAGUUCUCUGAGGCUGGACAGAAACACACCAAAGACCUGGAGAAUGUUGGACUGCAAGUAACUCAACUCGAAGCACAGGUCAAAGAUCUGGAGGCACGGUUGCAAAAGGAAAUCGGUCGUGCAGAGCUUGCUGAGAGGACAAUCACCGAGGUCCAGGAUCAGCACCAGGCAGCCUGCGACCUGGUCCGCUCCAAAGACCAGCUGGUAGAGCUGGGUCAGGCUGAGAUCAGCCAGCUGAGGGAAAGCCUGGCACAGGUUACUACACAGCAGGAGGAGCAAAACAACAGGUUGGCAGAGGAGAAGGCAUCCCUGCUGAAGCACUGUGAGGAGGCUGUUUCAGCGAAGACAGAAGAGACUGAGAACAUCAAGCUGCAUUUGGAGGAGGCUCGUCAAGACCUACUGCUCACCAAAAACCAGAUCAGUUCUAUGGAGCAGGUCCUGAAGGUCCAGGAGCAGCUCGGGGCUGAGCUGCAGAAACAAAUCAAAACAAUGUCAGAGGAGGAAGAAGAACUUAAAAAGGCGUGUGAGAAAAAAUCAGAAGAGCUCAAAGAGUUAGAAAAGGAGCUGAAGCAUCAGCUGAGCCAGACAGAAGAAAAGGAGAAACUACUCACACAGGCUGAAGCUCAGAUAUUGUCCAUGGAGAAACAAAAGGCUGAGCUGGAAAAUACAGUUCAAGAGAUGAAGAAAGAAGCCGAGAUCAUCGAGCAUGCGCAGACGGAGAAGAUCAACACCCUGCUGGUGCAGAUUUCUUCCCUAGAAGAAAAGAUAGACACAAACAAAGAUGCAGCAGAACAACUUCCAGCCUUGAAGACUGAGCUGGAUGUUGCCAAUCAGUCCUGUGCUGAACUUAAAAAGUCUCUCGAAGCUCUGGAGAAGAUUCACUCCUCCACCACUGAAAUCAAGUCUAACCUGGAGAACACACUGGCAGAGAAAACUAAACUCAUCUCCGCUUUGGAAAACGAUAUAAAGGAUCUCACAGAGAAAAUGAGUAACGAAUCAGAGUGUCACUCUUUGGAAAUUGAAAACUUAGUCAACAAAGAGAAGAUCCUUAAAGAGCAACUAGAAGCCACCAGGAAGUCGGCUAAAGCUGAACUGAGUACUCGUCGGGAGGAGAUAAAAACCAUGAAGGUGACUCUGACUGCUGCUCAGCGGGGCUUAGAAGAGAGAGACAACACCAUAAAAAGUCUGAAGGAGAAGCUGAAUAAAGCAGAAGUGGAGCAAAGCAAGACCUCAGAUCUCCUCAAGGAGAAGAUGGUUGCUAUGAACAAAAUCAAGGUGCAACUGGAGAUGUUGCAGAUGGACCUGGAGGACAACGAGUCAGCUAUAAACUCUUUUGACAGUCAGGUGGAGGACCUAAAGGGAACCAUCGAGUUGCUAGAAGCUCAGCUCGCUCAGAAAGACACACAGAUGUCUGACAUGGAGGCCAGGCUGGAGGAAAGCAAAGCACAGGUCUCUGUCUUGGAAACUCGCUUAGAUGAGGUCCAAUCCCAAAACUCUGAGCUGGAAUCAAAGUAUGUCACAGCUAAGGAUGAGUUGUUUGAGAGGAGCCUUGAAAUAACUCGCCUGGAAGAAGAAGCUUUCAAAAGAAACCAGCUGGAAGAGAGCGUGGCCGCAUUAGAGUCCCAACUCAGUCAGGUGACGGAAGAAAAUGCCAAGCUAGAGACGUCUCUCAAGCAAACGAUUGAAAACAGAGACAACAGUCUGAAGCAGUUACUCCAAGAGAAAAGCAGCUUUGAAACUUCUUUGAAGCAGUUAACAGAUGACAAAGAGAAAGUAGAAGUGGAAAUUAUUCAACUUAACGGGCAGAAACAACAGCUGGAAGCCAGUUUAGAGAAACUGUCUGAGGAGAACAAACACCUGCAGACCAUAGUUCAGCAGGUAACUGAAGAGAAGCAGCAAACAGAAGCCAAGAUGGAUGAAGUGACUGCUGAGAAAGAUGAAGCUAAAUCAGCCCUGAGUCAGGUCACUGAAGAGAAAGCUCAGCUAGACGUUACUCUCAGUCUUCUAAAUGAGGAGAAAAUUCAACUUGAGAACCAAGUCUGUACGUUAACCUCUGAGAAAAGUGACUUGAUUGUUAACUUCGGUCAAGCUUCAGAGGAGAAGCAUCAGCUGGAAUUUAACUAUAACCAGCUGUCUGAAGAAAACGUCAGACUACAGUCUAGUGUGAAUCAAGUGACUGAAGAGAAGCUGCAGUUACAAGAAACCAUAGAGAGGUUUGAGGAAGAGAUGGCUGCUCUCAGAGAGGAGAAGGAGCGACUCCAGCGCUCCCUCCUGUCCUCAGAGCAGGAGCUCCAGAGGCUGAAGGAGCAGCUUGAUGUGAGGGACAAGAAAAACGAGGAGAUCAAAGAGCGGAGUCAACAGUUUGAGGCAGAACAGGCUGAACUGCACCAGAAGCUGGCGGUAUUACAGACGGAGCUGACUGUGUUCAAGCAGCAGUAUGAGUCGGUUUUGGAGCAGGUGAACCAGCAGCACAGCCUCAUACAGCAGCUCUCAGAAACACAGGAAACACAUAACCCAGAACGUAUCGGACACAUGGAGUCUGGACAAACAGAAAUUGCAGAGGGACAGACUGAUGUAGAGGCAGCACUUGAUACAAGCGUUCGUUCCAGCACUGAGCCUCUUCCAGGAAAUGAACAGCACCCUGAACUUUCUCUGCAGCCUGAUGAGGCUUUCAGUAGCGAGGCAGAGCUGGUCUUCAGAGAGGACAUCACUGAGCAAGAGGGCGUCGAGAAGCAGUUGGAGGAGGAGAGCGCAGCUGCUGUGGAGGAAAUGAACGAAAGCACUGGGGAUGAGCCACCACUUCAUCAGCAGAUGGUUUCUGAAGACACAGAAACGUCUGGUUCCAGGGACGAACCUGUAACCUGUGACCUGUCUCCACCAUCUUCCCCCCUGAGUGAGAUGAGAGACCUGGAAUCUAAUGAGUCACCCCAGGUGCACGAUGACCUCAGCACUUACAAGGAAAUAAUGACAAAACAAGAAAAUGAACUUCAGACUCUUCGCUCAGAGUUUGACCUCCUGAGUUCUGACCUCGAACUGAGAAAGGAGUUGACCUCUGAGCUGGAAGUGCAAGUUCAAAACCUGGAGAAAAAGGUUCAAGCUGCAGAGGAGGCGGCGCAGGGUGCAGCACAUCAACUUAAAACCGCUUUGGACGCAAAGAAAGGCCAUGAGGACAAGUUGAUCCAGCUGUCUGAGGAGAAGGCGACUUUAACUCUACAGCUACAAACGGCUAAAUGUCAGCUGACUGAUGUUAUGGAGAUGCUGGAAGGACUUGAGAUGGCCAAAGGUGGAUGGGAUGAAAAGUUUCUUCAGCAGGAGAGUGAGCUGAAGAGAGUUCGCUCUGAGAAAACUAACCUGGAGCAGCACAUCCUGGGAAUGGAGUCUGAGCUGGAGACCAUGCAGGUGGAGAGGACCGACCUGAAGGAUGAAAUGGAGAAGCAGAAGAAGACGUGUGCAGGCAUGGAGCAACAGAUUGAAACACUCAUGACAGAGACAACCCAGCUGAGAUCUGAACUUGUGUCUUGCACUGAAGAGCGAGAUGAGUUCAGCCAGUCUGUGAGCCACUGGAGAGAGAAAGUUCACAGUCUGGAGAAAACGAACUCUGACAUCCGAAACCUACUUUCCAUCCUGGAGGACGACAUCAGAGCAGGAAGGAAGGAAUACGAAGCCCUGCAAAGCAACAUGGAGAAACUGAAGACGGAGAGGCAGCAGCUCUUGGAGCAGGUUAAGGUGCUGGAGCAGGCAGUCUCUCAGCAGCAUGGAGAAAGAGAGGAGCUUAUCGACCAUCUUAACCAGAUAAAGGAAGAUCACACCUCCGCUAAUCAAAGCACUGAGUCGAUGGUUGGCAAAAUACAGGCUUUAGAGGGAGAAGUGUGUCGUCUUUCACAGUCUCUAGAGUCCUCUCUACUGGAGAAAGGAGAGAUCGCCUCUCGGUUGAACUCCACUCAAGAUGAGGUCCAGCAGAUGAGGACGGGUAUCGAAAAGCUUCAGGUUCGCAUCGAGUCCGAUGAGCGUAAGAAAAAGAAGAUGGGAGAGCUGCUGAAAGCGGCCCAGAGAAAGGCUGACUCACUGCAAGAUCGCAUUGAAGCUCUGGAGCGAGAGAAGGAAGAUGUGGAGCAAAGUCUGGAGGACGCUGUGCUCCAGACUGAAACAGCCAAAGCUUCACUAGAAGAGGAAAUGACAAAGGUGGAGGAAGAGAAAAAAGAGCUCAGUGAGAAACUAUCAGAGCUCUCCACCAUGCUGGACAACCUGAGGUCUGAGAAAGAACGCAUGGAGAGAGAGCUGGAAACAAAAAAUAGAGAGAUAGAGGAACUUAAGGCGGCUAAGGAGGAUCUGGAGAGAGGGUUGGAGAAGGCAGAGGUCGACAGAAGAGAGGAAGAGGAGAAACAGAAAUACAGGGUAGAAGAGCUGGAGAAAGGAAUGAGGGAGGAAUCGGAGAGACAAACUAAACAAGUAGUCGACCUCCAAGCACAGCUAGAAGCUUCACGGCAGAGAGAGAUUUCACUUGAGCAGCAGAGCACGGAAAAAGAUGGAGAGAAAGAAAGGAUGCAGUCUCUUCUAGAAGAGUUAGAAAAGGAGAAACAGUGUCUGCUGAGUUCUCUGCAGGAGAGUCAGACAGAAGGAGAGAAGCUCCGGUUUCAGGGAGAGGAGUGGGACAAGGAACGAAAUAACCUGAGGACCCAGAUCAAGGCUUUGGAGGAGGAAAUGAGGGAGCUCAGAACACUCAUUAAAACUAAAGAGGAAGAGAAGGAGAAAUUACACUUGACCCUCUUAUCAUUAGAACAAGAGAGAGAUAACCUGCGCUGCAAGGUGGAAUCUGUAGAAGAAGAGAAAGAAAGAUUAAACCAGGAGAGAUCUGCGUUAGCACACGACUUGGAGCAACGUCUUUCUUUAUCAGAGCAGGAUAGGGAGAGGACAGUGGAGGAGAAACUGAAGCUAGAGGCUGAAAAGCAAGAAUUGCAGUCGACCAUCUGUCUGAUUGAAGAAGAGAAAAAGAACUUGUCUUCAGCUCUUUCUGCACUGGAGCAACAGAUGCAACGAGCACAAGAGGAGAAGGAGAAACAAGAGAGUCUACAGGCAUCAGUUGCCUCUAUGGAGAAGGAGUUGGAAUCACACAAAGAGUCUGUGUCUCAGCUCAAUGAGCAGGUAUCCGAGUUAACGUCUCAGGCCGCUCGUCUGUCUAAAGAGAGAGACUCUGCCCUGAGUAAGAUGAGUCUCUGGAUGAAGACCUGCAAACAGCUGGAGCAGGAGAAACAAAUGAUGUCAAACAGCUCAGAAGAAGGAAAUUGCAGUGAAGAGGUGCAGACUGAGGUGAUCCAGCUGAGAAAGGAGGUAGAGGAGAGAAAAAAAGAAGUGGAAACCCUGAAGUCGGCACUGGAAACGAAAAUCACAGAGGCAGAAGAAAGACUGACAGAGUCGCAAGAAAAGAAUAAAGAGCUGAAGGAACUGGAGGCCGCCCUUGAAGGAAAGAAGAAGGAGAUAGAGGAGAAGGACAGAGAGCUGGAAGAGAUGAAGAGUGAGUUGGAUGAACUGAACAAAGUUCUGGAGGAGAAAAGUUCAGAGGCUGACGAAAGCAUGGAGAAAUACUGCAGCCUGAUGGUUAAAGUCCACAAACUGGAAGAGACCAACGAUGCUCUGAAAACACGACUGGAACAGAUUACCACUAGCCAACGAGCUAAUGAAGCUAACAGCCACUCCAGCAGCACGGACGGCCGCCGGCGCUCUGUACGGAAGUCUGCCUCCAAACCCAAGGAAGAAAAAAUGGAUGAUAACACUGAGAACAUGGCUCCUUCAACCACUCAGAGGUCUCCUCAGGGGAAACGAGGUCAUCACGACAUCAGCCACAAAGACAGCGCCCAGGAGGCCCUGCACAAUCUGACAAAGAAGAUCAAAGCUAACAACAUGGCCACACCCAAACAAAGAGCUGAGCAGGAGGAUGAAGAAUUCAGACCAGAGGGACUUCCUGAGCUGGUGCAGAGGGGAUUUGCUGACAUUCCUCUGGGGGAGGCCAGUCCGUUCAUCGUGAGGAGAACCACAGCGAGGCGCUGCAGUCCUCGGCUUGCUGCCAAACAGACUGAUAGCAAGGUUUUGGGGCCCAUGUCUCUCCAGAGUCCCUCUGCAGCCACGUCCACAGGCUGCUCGGCCGGGAAGUGUCUCUCCCCGGGGAGUGAGGAAAAUCCUCUGAAUGGUUCCCUGAGUUUGCAGAAGACACCAGAGCAGAUAGAGAAACGACUUUCAAGAGAACAAACACAGCGAGGGGACAACUGUCAAGUCCAGUAGAUCAGCUUUCACGUGCACACCACAGAUACACUUUAUAUUUAGAAUCACACAUCCUUAAAGACACAUUUAUUUUUAAAGCAGAAUCCCACCUGAAUAGUUUCAAUACUUUAAAUGCACCAUGUUCUUUUGACGGUGGCGGGUGUUAGGUUUUUUCUGUGUGUGUUUGUUUUUCUGCUUUGUUGAUUUCUUCCAGGUCUUUAAAAGACUGCACGAUUUUACCUGUUCUCUUUACUCUGCUGGUCACUGGAUGUCAUGAGAAACUCAAAGCACUAAAAGGAGUAAGACGAUGAGGCGGGUUGAAGUGGGGCGGGUAACGACGCCUCUGAAUGUGUUUGCUCCUCUGUCGCCUCUUCUUCACUUAAUAUCUUUGUUUCUUUGUGUCGUUACCACACAUUCAAUGGACUUUGUUUUCUGUCUUUUUCUGAACCUUGUUUUUUGUACAUAAUAUCUACAGUAAUGCCAGUUAUGCUACUAGCUCUAUAUCACAUAACCUGAAUGUUAAUGGCAGCUAAGAUUUAGUAGAAUUCUUGCUUUUUUUAUACAUAUGUUAUAGAUAUUUUCUAGCCAUCAAACCAGAUCUUGUUUUUGUUUUUAUUUCUUACUGAUGUUUAUUUAGUUGUUUAGGCAGCGAUCAAUAUCACUGAUCAUUGUAAAUAGCAAAAUAGCUUCUUUUUUUUCUUUUUUUACUAAACCUAUUUCAACUGCU
Molecule: messenger RNA, 9199 nt
Organism: Mugil cephalus (flathead mullet)
Lineage: Eukaryota; Metazoa; Chordata; Actinopteri; Mugiliformes; Mugilidae
Gene: cenpf
Product: centromere protein F
Exons: 38
Coding region: 100-8493 (2797 amino acids)
Biological process (GO): regulation of G2/M transition of mitotic cell cycle; metaphase chromosome alignment; mitotic cell cycle
Cellular component (GO): nucleus; spindle pole; chromosome, centromeric region
Molecular function (GO): microtubule binding; transcription factor binding; protein homodimerization activity
Source: RefSeq, a predicted model, not a curated record